Messenger RNA from Bombina bombina (fire-bellied toad), 8956 nucleotides. RefSeq names its product Ras related GTP binding D (gene RRAGD). Lineage: Eukaryota; Metazoa; Chordata; Amphibia; Anura; Bombinatoridae. The coding region runs from base 84 to 1274 and encodes 396 amino acids. The transcript is spliced from 7 exons. The record is from RefSeq and is a predicted model, not a curated record. Gene Ontology annotation, molecular function: GTPase activity; GTP binding. Gene Ontology annotation, cellular component: nucleus; lysosome; Gtr1-Gtr2 GTPase complex. Gene Ontology annotation, biological process: cellular response to starvation; cellular response to amino acid stimulus; regulation of autophagy.
CUCAGCUCUGAACAGGGGAGAGCAGCUGAUCAGCUCAGGCGACAAGUGAAGCCUCACUCAGCCCACUGCCGAGCACAGCAACAAUGAGCCAGGGUCUGCAUGGGAAAAGCCAGCAGCCAGAAGAGGAAGAGGAUGAAGACGAAGAGGAUUAUAUAAUGGGAGUUUCUGAUUGUGGGGAUGGUGAUUGCUUCCUGGAUGGAGCGCCUGGGAGCGAGGAGGAAGAAGUUUUGGACUUCACUGACCCCUUCAGCACUGAAGUGAAGCCAAGAAUUCUCCUGAUGGGACUGCGGAGAAGUGGGAAGUCUUCAAUUCAAAAAGUCGUCUUUCAUAAAAUGUCACCCAAUGAAACUCUUUUUCUGGAGAGUACAAAUAAGAUUUGCAGAGAAGAUGUUUCUAAUAGCUCCUUUGUAAACUUUCAGAUCUGGGAUUUCCCAGGACAAAUUGAUUUCUUUGAUCCAACAUUUGACUAUGAGAUGAUUUUCAGAGGAACGGGAGCACUGAUAUUUGUUAUUGAUUCACAGGAUGACUAUAUGGAAGCCCUUGCUAGAUUACAUCUGACAGUGACAAGUGCAUACAAAGUUAACCCUGAUAUUAACUUUGAAGUUUUUAUCCACAAAGUGGAUGGUCUAUCGGAUGAUCACAAAAUAGAAACUCAAAGAGAUAUCCAUCAAAGGGCGAAUGAUGACAUCACAGAUGCUGGACUGGAGAAAAUCCAUCUCAGCUUUUAUCUCACCAGCAUAUAUGACCAUUCAAUCUUUGAAGCUUUCAGUAAAGUGGUUCAGAAGCUAAUCCCACAGCUUCCUACGCUAGAGAACUUGUUAAACAUCUUUAUAUCUAAUUCUGGGAUUGAGAAAGCAUUCCUAUUUGAUGUAGUCAGCAAGAUAUACAUUGCAACAGACAGUACUCCUGUGGACAUGCAGACCUAUGAGCUCUGCUGUGAUAUGAUUGAUGUAGUUAUCGAUAUCUCCUGUAUCUAUGGGUUGGAGGGAGCAGGAACACCAUAUGAUAAAGAAUCCUUGGCAAUAAUACGGCUUAAUAAUACAACUGUUUUGUACUUAAAGGAGGUGACAAAAUUCCUAGCACUUGUUUGCUUUCUCAGAGAAGAAAGUUUUGAAAGGAAAGGGUUAAUAGACUACAAUUUCCACUGCUUUCGCAAAGCCAUUCAGGAAGUGUUUGAGGUGAGGGUGAAAAUACUUCGAUCCCGCAAACAUCUGAGUAAGAUACGGAAAAACAGAAGAGCAACUCCCAAUGGCACACCAAGAAUUCCAGCAUAGACCCUGAUUACUAAGUACAGAAGUCUGGAGCAAGCCUGAUGGGAACAUAUCUCCUGGGAUAUUUGUAUAUUUAUAUCUUCAUCAUCAGCUUCAACUGUAGAAGGAAGUAACGAUUUUACUGAGCAUCCACCCUUGUUGGUCAGUUAAGAAUUUGCCAGUUCAAUUAAGCUGGACCAAUAAAUAAUGUUUUAAAGUGGUAUUUCUGUACAAGGGCCUAUGGCACAUUGCACUCCAAAACCUUUUAACUUUAACCCCUUAAUGACCACAAUGAACCCUGUAUGUCACUGGUCGUUGAGGGUUUUUUCAGGACAUAAUAGCACAAGUCUAGCAAGAACACACUAUUAAUGCCCUCCCUACAGCAGGCUUUGUGGAAUAGAGCAGUCUCAAUGCUGGUGGCAAGACGGCGUUAUAAAACAAUUAAGUCCCAAAAAAAGGCCAGCGACAUACAGGGUACGUCGCUGGUCCUUAAGGGGUUAAUGACCUUUUUACUGCUCAGGAGUGCAGAUUGUCUGUUUGAACAUAGCAUUAAAUGGUGGGUAUUCUUGUUAACACUUUAAUAAUAAAUAUGUUUUAUCUAGUAAAGCAAACACAAACAUAGCUCUCAUGAUCUACCAGCAGAUCUGGUUUUAACAAUGCUGUUUACAGAUCUUGAAGAGGGUUUUUGGGUAACCCUGGUGUAAAGCAAUAUUAGCAUAUACCGUGUUCAUACUGUUAAAGUAAUGAUAUAACACACUCAAUGUAUUUUACCACUCAGUGCUAUAGAGAAUAAUUUACUAUCAUAAAAUCACUUAAACCAUUUAAUUAGACCUUACUUCUACCAUCAAUUGUUCUAAAUGAUUGGGGCCUGUUAUAAUUUUGUUUAGCACAAGCUUUUCCCUUAGAAUACUUGUUGGUGUGAUAUAUACAUCAUGCUACUCAUAUGCACUUAAUCAAAAGAUUAAAUAUAUUGUUGCAUAGAGGUGAAACCUGUUUGGUACUCUGGUUUACUCAUAAUCUGCAUAUUCAAACUCAAGGAAUCACUGUCUGCUAGUUUAGGUGGUGCAAGUCAUUAAUGCAAAGCAAGUGGUUGUGCAUAUAUAAAGUGCUGUUCAUUAUGGAAUCCUAAACCCACAGGAAGUAAACACAAGAACUGUUGACAGUAUGUUCCUGUCUUACAUUACACCUUUAUUAACUGUAACAAAAUGGGCACUGUACCCAGUUCUUUACCAUUGUUAAGUGUGCACGUUGUUACUGGGUCUAUGCAAACCCUACGUCCAUAAUCAAGCAACAAAUUUAACAGUACCACUCGUUUGCUUAAACCGGACUCAUAGCCUCUUUAUUCAGUAAUAAUGCAUAGUACAGCAGCAUUUCAGGCUAUAGCAAGCCCUUAAUCAUGCUUCAUUCAUUGUGACAUAAACCACUUAUAAAGCCUUGUUGAAAAUGACAAAAUCAGCUGUUCACAGAAAUUCUGUAAAAGGCUACUAUAUAGUCAUCUAGUGGGCAAAUUCCAAAUUACAGUUUCAUACACGUUACUUGAAAUUUGUCACUUUUUCAAAUUGAAAAAAACCCAAUUUUUUUUAUAAAAACAAAUGUAAAUCAAAUUCAGAUCAAAAAUGUAAAUUCAGAGCCUUUGAAUGAAGUGUAUCUAUUUUUUUGAUCCAAGAGGUUUGUCGAAUAAACAAAUUAGAUACUUAUAAAGGUUUGAUUUACAUUUGUUUUUUAUAUUUUGAGCAUUUUUGCAAUUAAAGUGCUGUGGUGAAAUGAAUAACUAUAUAAAAUAAUUUUCUUUCCUAAGAUAUGGUGAGUCCACAGCAUCAUCAAUUACUGUUGGGAAUACCACUCCUGGUCAGCAGGAGUAGGCAAAGAGCACCACAGCCAGGCUGUUAAGUAUCACUCCCCCUCCCACAAACCCCAGUCAUUCUCUUUGCCGCUGACAAUGUAGCCAAGUCUUCUGGCUUCGCGGUACUAGCCCGCAGCGCUUGGUGGCUGAAGUCCUGGUUUAAUCUAAGGUAAAGCUUCUGGUGAUUCCUUACAAGGGUAAGACCUUGUUUGAAUGGAUAUGAGAUGUCCCAGAUCCUUUGGCUGUGGACAUAGUAUCUCAGGGUUAGAACAUAGGAUUCAAGACCUUUCCUCCCAGGGGCAGGUUCCUCCUCUCAAGGUUAUCUGCAGACCAGAUGAGAAGAGAGGCAUUCUUGAAAUGUGUACAGGAUCUCUCCUCCCUGUGAGUGAUAGUUCCAGUCCCAGUACAGGAUCAGGGCCUAGGCUUCUAUUCCAAUCUGUGGUUCCCAAAAAAGAGGGAACUUUCAGACCUAUUCUAGAUCUAAAGUGUCUAAACAAGUUUCUUAGAAUGCCGUCCUCCAAGAUGGAGACUAUCCGUUCCAUUCUUACUUUAGUGCAAGCGGGUCAAUUUAUGACGACUAUAGACCUUGUUUCCUGCACUCAUGUGAAUUACUUUUUACCAAAUAAAGUUAAUAUUUUUUUACGGCAACAGGAUCUUCAUCAUCUUUUCUUGAUAUUACUUAUACACAAGCUGGGAGGAGCUCAUGUUUUGGAUCCUCGCUAUUUUGACCGAGACGACACCAGGCUGCCUAGGUGUUGAGAAGUUAACCUACAAAGGAAACCCUUAAGCCAUAGUUGAGACGGACAGCGAGGAAUAUUGAAGCCAACAGCUGGGGUAAGAGUUACACACAGAUAGCAGCAUCCGUAGACACGGAAGUGGAAAACAGGUGCUGUACUACAACUACUGAAGUGCGCAGGACAUGGUCCAACCCCAGGUAGGAGCCGGUAAAGCAGAGUGGGGGCGUGCGCUCAGAAGCCUCGAUGCAAUGGUAGUAUAUGGAAGUAGUACCUGUACCUUAUUCCUGUAUGUGCUAAUAUAAUUGUGUAUCCCCUUAUUCUGUUGGUCUCCAUGGGACAUUAACUGUCUCCGUCUUUGGGUCUAAUAUAACCUGGAUCAUUAGCUUAUACUUAUGCUUAUACAGAUAAUGCAGAUAUGAGCUCUUAUUGCGGACUGUGUGGGCUUUUUGGAUUCUCAGAGUACCGUCCUUCAAGAUGGAAACUAUCCAUUCCAUUAUUUCUUUAGUGCAGGAGGGUCAGUUUAUGACGAUCAUAGACCUGAAGGAUGCAUACCUUCAUGUUCCCAUUCACAGGGAUCAUUUUAAAUUUCUGAGAUUUGCCUUUCAGGACAAACACUUUCAGUUUGUGACUCUUCCGUUUGGCCUUGCCACAGCUCCCAGAAUUUUCUCAAAGGUUCUGGGGGCUCUCUUGGCAGUGGUCCGGUUUUGGGAAAUUGCAGUGGCUCCCUACCUGGAUGACAUAUUGGCACAGGCGUCAUCUUUUCACAAACAAACUCAUACAGAGAUCUUGUUGUCUUUUCUACCUUCCCAUGGAUGGAAAGUGAAUCUGGAAAAGAGUUCCCUUGUUCCAGCUACAAGGGUAGUUUUCUUAGGAACCAUAAUAGACUCCCUAUCAAUUAAAUUUUUUUUGACAGAGGUCAGAAGGUCCAAAAUUCUUUUCUCUUGCCUCUCUCUACAGUCUACUGUUCGACCAUCAGUGGCUCAAUGUAUGGAGGUAAUUGGUCUGAUGUUGCUUCCAUGGACAUCAUUUGUUUUGCUCGAUUCCAUUUGAGAGCUCUGCAGUUAUGCAUGCUCAGGCAAUGGAAUGGGGACCAUGUGAAUCUGUCUCAGAGGGUAGAUCUAGAUCAGUCGACAAGAGAUUCUCCCGUGGUGGCUUUUUCAGGAACAUAUGUCUCAGGGAACAUGCUUUCAGACACCUUCCUGGGUAAUUGCUCCCCAGCACAGCAGGCUGGCAUCCUUGGUCACAGUCUGGGACUCGUUAAAGGCACAGGGAUUUGGGAGGAGUCUGCUCUCCCCAAAAACAUCUUGGAGUUGAAAGUGAUUUACAAUGCGCUGAUGGCUUGGACUCAGCUGUCCUUAGCCCAAUUUAUCAGAUUGUAAUCAGACAACAUAACCUCAGUGGCUUAUAUCAACCACCAGGGAGGAACUCAGAGUUUCUUAGCCAUGAAGGAGAUGGAUGGACUUAAAGUUUUGCAGCAGGCUCCAUUUGAGCCGAUGCAUUCCAUAGAUAUUAAGUUAUCUUGGAAGGUUUUGUUUCUUAUUGCUAUCUCUUCUGCUAGGAGAGUCUCAGAACUCUCAGCUUUGCAGUGUGAUUCUCCUUAUCUUUUUUUUUCAUGCUGAUAAGGUGGUUUUUCGUAGGUUUCCUUCCUAAAGUUGUUUCGGAUAGAAAUAUUAAUCAGGAAAUUAUUAUUCAUCUCAGAAGGAACGUUUGUUGCACAACCUGGAUGCUGUGCAUGCUCUUAAGUUCUAUCUACAGACGACUAAGGAUUUUCGCCAGUCUUCUGCCCUAUUUGUCUGUUUCUCUGGGAAAACUUGAGGUUAGAAAGGUACUGCUACUUCUGUUUCUCUCUGGUUGAGAAGUAUGAUUCAUUUGGCUUAUGAGACUGCUGGACAGCAGCCUCCUGAGAGAAUUACGGCUCAUUCCACAAGGGCUGUCUCCUCUUCUUGGGCUUUCAAAAAUGAAGCUUCUAUCGAACAGAUUUGCAAAGCUUCCCUCUUUUUUUUGGGAACCACGAACAGAUUGGAAUAGAACCCUAGACCCUGUUACUGUACUGGAACUAUCACUCCCAGGUAGGAAAGAUUCUGUAUACAUUUCAAGAAUGCCUCUCUUUUUAUCUGGUAUGCAGCUAAUCUUGAGAGGUGAAACCUGCCCUUGGAAGGAAAGGUAUUGAAUUCUAAUUUGUAACCCUGGGAUACUAUGUCCACGGAUCUGGGACAUCUCAUAGCCAUGCUUGAGAAAACUGAGAAAGUCUGCCCCCCACUUGAUCUGAUCCCGGAUCGGGGGUAACCCCUUCAUGGGGCUACUUAGACUCGGCUGCGAGCUUCUUAGAUUGCUUCGCCUUGUUCCAAGACUAGCUGGGUUUCCAAGAAGGUUUAAACUGUUCCUGCUUGGCAGAGGAGGGGGAAGACUUACCUCUGAAGUUACAAAAGGAACGAAAAUUACUCUGACGUCCUUUCUGCGUAUUCUUCUUAUCUUGUGGCAGAAAAGACCAUUUAUCACCCGUGAUAUCGGAAAUAAUUUCUGCCAAACCCAGUCCAAACAAGGUCUUACCCUUGUAAGGAAUUGCCAAAAGCUUAGCCUUAGAGAAAACAUCUGCUGACCAAGAUUUCAGCCAUAAAGCUCUACGCGCCAAUAUCGCGAAACCAGAUAUUUUGGCUCCCAAUUUAAUGACCUGCAAUGAGGCGUCAGUGAUAAAGGAAUUGGCUAACUUAAGGGUCUUAAUCCUAUCCUGGAUCUCUGCCAAAGGAGUCUGUGCUUGAAGAGACUUAGACAAUGCAUCAAAACAACAAGCUGCCGCACUUGUCACGGUAGCAAUACACACCACAGGUUGCCAUUGGAGACCUUGAUGAAUAUACAUAUUUUUCAAGUAAGCCUCCAGCUUCUUGUCCAUUGUUUCCUUGAAAGAGCAGCAAUCCUCAAUAGAAAUAGUAGUUCUCUUGGCUAGAGUAGAAAUUGCCCUUUCCAUCUUGGGCACCGUCUGCCAUGACUCCAUAAUGGAGUGAGCCACUGAAAACAUAUUUUUAAAAACCAGAGAAGGGAAAAAAGGAAUUUCAGGUAUUUCCCAUUCCUGAGCAAUAAUCUCCGUAGCAUGGUCUGGCACAGGAAACACCUCCACAGAGGAGGUCAAAGUAUCUAUUUAAUUUGCUAGAUUUCUUAGGAUUGACUACGACAGGAGUAUCGGAGUCAUUCAGGGUAGCCAAAACCUCCUUUAACAAAACACGAAGGUGUUUAAGCUUAAAUCUAAAGAAUACAACUUCAGCAUCAGAAGAAGGAAUUAUACUGUCCAAAUCUCACCCUCAGAGGCUACCGACGUUAUCUCGGGACUGGAUCAGAAACCUUACUAUCUGAUUAUCUAAAUUUCCUCUUGCGUCUUCCCUGUAGCAUGGGAAUGGAAGCUAAUGCCGAGGAUACCUGGGCAGCAAUUUCUGCAUGCAAAUAGACUCCUCCAGGUGAGAGGAACCACAGGGCACUGCAUGUGACGUUGUUAAGGCUUGGGACGUUUGAGGAGAAAUCUGUGGCACUGCCUGAACAGCAUCAACCUGAGAGAGUGGUGGCUCAGCAACAAAAAAGUCUAUCUUUAUACAUUAAUGUCCUUUCAAUACAAGAAGAACAAAAGGGCAAAGGAGGUUGAACUUGGUUAUCUAGACAAAACUUGCAUUCAGCAGAAGGCACAAACUCUUGGUCCAUAUUGCAAUUAAAAUUUACAGCACAUACAAUAAAAAAAAUAUUUUAACACUGUUCCUUUAAGAGCAUUCGUUCCCAAAGUAAUCAAAGACCGUCAGACAGGACUAGAUGAUAUAAUCUUUUAAUUGACCAAUUUGUUUUGUAUGUCAAAUUAAUGCCAAUACCUCCCUCUAAACGGAGAAAUUAGAUAAGGACAAAAACACCUCUACACCUCAGCGUUAUUAAUGAGGUGCCUACCUGCCCCCUCUGCACUCCGGAAUCAAAAAGCGACUCAGUUCUUCAAACAUAGCAGCUCCGGAUGAUCUCUGCAGAGGAAUUUCGUGAAAUACCUCUUCCAUUAUAAACUGCGCCACAACAGUAAAGCCACGCACUUUUAGAAAGAAAUACUGCCUCUGAGAAGGCUCCGCCUCUCUUCUGUAUGUCGCGGUCCUGGCGGCCAUUACGUAAAAUAUUGAUUGGAACUCUGUUCCGUUAAGGCUUUAGGAGUUGACAUUUCCUAAACAGAGACACGUAAUGCACCCAUCCGUUUCUCUAACCGGAUUCCCAGGGAUAAAUAAAAACUACUGAGCCACCAGUGAUUCUAACACACAUUACAGAAUAACUUCUCUAAGCCACAGUGCCUGCUCCCUUUAUUAUUAUAAGUCCUGCUUGUUAAUACAGAAAUGUAGUCCUAGAUAAGUGCAGAUUAUUCUGCUUUAGUGCCAGUGUUCUGUUCCAAAAAGAAAAAUGGCACUUACCUGCACCUCUGGCUGUCUGACAGGAGGACAACUCACCCGGCAUGAGAGGAAGCCACUCCUCACAGAAACCUGUGAAAACAAAGGACAGAGUAAACCUACUCUGGGCUUCUAUACAAGGAAAUCACAGUGAGCCCCCCCUCACAUGUUCCUAACUGCUUGAAAGCUACCACUGCCCUACUGAUGAGACUAGCGUGGAGUACAGCUAGACCCAAUCUUGAGAUGAAAGAUCAGAGCAAACCUACUCUGGCUUUUUCAAAAUAAUACAAUCGUGAUUGAAGAAAAAUCUUUUACAGACACCAAAACUUCACCUCCUCCUUGCACUGAAGGCAAAGAAAAUGACUAGGGUUUGUGGGAAGGCGAGUGGUACUUAACAGCUUUGCUGUGGUGCUCUUUGCCUCCUCUUGCUGGCCAGAAGUGAUAUUCCCAACAGUAAUUGAGGACGCCGUGGACUCACCAUAUCUUAGGAAAGAAAAGCAAUCAUCAGCAUGAUGGACUGGGUGAAUAGUUCUCUUGUUUUCUAACUGCCAUGUAAAUAUUUUCUGUAAUGUUAAUCAGUAAACCUAUAGAUAUUUUGUCAAAAUAUAGGCAUCGACUUUUAAUAUCACUUAUACAACUGUUUCUACUAAGUUUUUUUUGUGUGUAAAGUUGCUGUGCGUUAAAUAACCAUAUUUAAAUUUAUGUAAUGAUAAAUUAUAUUUUUACCAA